Molecule: messenger RNA, 3204 nt
Organism: Symphalangus syndactylus (siamang)
Lineage: Eukaryota; Metazoa; Chordata; Mammalia; Primates; Hylobatidae
Gene: PSME3
Product: proteasome activator subunit 3
Biological process (GO): regulation of G1/S transition of mitotic cell cycle; positive regulation of endopeptidase activity; regulation of proteasomal protein catabolic process
Cellular component (GO): cytoplasm; nucleoplasm; proteasome activator complex
Molecular function (GO): endopeptidase activator activity
Source: RefSeq, a predicted model, not a curated record
AGGCAGCAGGCUGCCGGCGGGCGGGCGGACGGCACGGAGGGAGUGAGCGAGCGAGCAGUGAGUGAGCCAGCGAGGGCGGCCGGGUCCCGAGGGCAGCCGAGAUUUCUCAGGUCCCUCCGGCCCCCUCCCUGGAGUCCACAGCGCCUCCGCUGUCCAGCGGAUCGGACACGGCCCGGCCCGGCCAUGGCCUCGUUGCUGAAGGUGGAUCAGGAAGUGAAGCUCAAGGUAGCGGCGCCGGUCCGGCCUUUUUGCCCCUCGCUGUGAUCCCCCAGCAGUCUGACCGGCUUCCUACUCCCCAUGGCGUCUUUGUCUCCCUGGGGAUACCAGCUCUGAGCUUCCGCUCGGCUCAGCCCAGCCCCCAACUCCCGGGGUCGGCUUCGCGGGAGAGGAAAAUAUAGGAUGGCUUUCUGUACCGCGUCUGAUGAUGGAGAGUCCCGGGGAGACCUCCGCGGACACGUGUUGGACUCAGGGCUUUAAGCCAGUGACAGCUGGAAAUCCCCCAGCCCAACAACGUCCCUGGACACUGCCCCUGCCCUUGGCGGCUGGCCUGCCUGGUAUCACAGACCAGGUCUGGGUGGGGGUUGGCACGUUUGUGAGCUCACAUCUUCCCUAACUACCUGUCUUUUGUCUGCUUAUCAAAUUCAGACAGCUUCAGACACAGGAGGGAGGGAGGGAGGGAAGGGAGAGGACAGAGGAGACAGGCAGGUGUCCUCAAAGCCCUGCUUUCUUCUCCUGAGAUGGAAAAAUGGAUCCUCAAAAAAAUAAAGUAUUUGCAGUCUGGGGGCCUCUCAGCUUCUUAUUACAGUUACAAGGUUGAUUCUUUCAGGGAGCGGAUCACAAGUGAGGCAGAAGACUUGGUGGCAAAUUUUUUCCCAAAGAAGUUGUUAGAACUUGAUAGUUUUCUGAAGGAACCAAUCUUAAACAUCCAUGACCUAACUCAGAUCCACUCUGACAUGAAUCUCCCAGUCCCUGACCCCAUUCUUCUCACCAAUAGCCAUGAUGGACUGGAUGGUCCCACUUAUAAGAAGCGAAGGUUGGAUGAGUGUGAAGAAGCCUUCCAAGGAACCAAGGUGUUUGUGAUGCCCAAUGGGAUGCUGAAAAGCAACCAGCAGCUGGUGGACAUUAUUGAGAAAGUGAAACCUGAGAUCCGGCUGUUGAUUGAGAAAUGUAACACGGUCAAAAUGUGGGUACAGCUCCUGAUUCCCAGGAUAGAAGAUGGAAACAACUUUGGGGUGUCCAUUCAGGAGGAAACAGUUGCAGAGCUAAGAACUGUUGAGAGUGAAGCUGCAUCUUAUCUGGACCAGAUUUCUAGAUAUUAUAUUACAAGAGCCAAAUUGGUUUCUAAAAUAGCUAAAUAUCCCCAUGUGGAGGACUAUCGCCGCACCGUGACAGAGAUUGAUGAGAAAGAAUAUAUCAGCCUUCGGCUCAUCAUAUCAGAGCUGAGGAAUCAAUAUGUCACUCUACAUGACAUGAUCCUGAAAAAUAUCGAGAAGAUCAAACGGCCCCGGAGCAGCAAUGCAGAGACUCUGUACUGAGGCCAGGGCCAGAGCCAGGGGACUCUGUGAGUCUGGCUCAAGACCGACAUUGCCUUGGUUUGUUACAUGACUAUCGUGAUGGGGAAACUGGCUGGAAAUAGUAAUCACACCUCUCUGUUUUUAGUUAGAGUCUAAUGAAACUCUCAUCUAGUUCUGUGAUGUGUUUACCUCUUUUUUCAGGCCUCAGGAACUCUUCUAUUUCCUUCCCUAAUACCCCACACCCAACCUGUCAUAAUUUCUGGAGAACUCCAGGUUUGUGUGUGCAGGAUGUUGGCACAAAAAUACUUGUGUUUUCACUCUUUUCCUCUCUCCCUCCUGUGUCUUGCGCUUUAUGUUUUCUUCCUUUUGAUAAUUAGUUGGUUAAAAGCUGAGGGAACCGGAAGGAAAGUGCUAGGUAUUUUUUAGGAACUAGGGCGGCGGGGGGACAAACUUCUCUUCCUCACAUGAGGUUACUGUUUCUUUCCUCUGCGGAGCAUUGGAUCCUCCCACAGUUGCCCUGGUGAUGAAUUAGGGCUUCGCAUCUGUGUACAUCCCACCUUGAAUCUUGAUCGUGACAAGAAACACCUCAGGCCUUCAGUCAAUUCCAAAGCUCCUUCAGAUGUUUUUAUAAUGGGUGUUUUUACAUGCACGUAUGUGUAUGCAUGUAUACACCCAUACAGACAUGCACACACACACUCCUACUACUCCUACUCCAUUAGCUAACAUAUCCUCCCUCUCCACAAUCCCUGUCACAUACCUUUCAGGAGGUGAUGGUUGUCUUAGUUGUCAUCUACCAGACAAACGUCCUGGGCCCAUCCUCCCUCCUGAUACUGUAGCCUUUUGGUACCCAGGGUGAGUUGGUGGGGAACAGAGAGAUGAGAAGCAGAGGGCUUGGGGAAGGCCUGUUCCUCUCUGACUCAGCCGUUUUUGGCAUUAUUGCAAAAGCUUGACUCCUGGUUGCCUUUUCCCAGCCAGUUUUCAGUUGGGGUGAAGGUGUCUGUAAGUGUGAGGUCCGGAUGCUGCUGCUCAUGCUGGGCUUUCCUUUUGGGAACUAUUUCUCUUAUUUAUAGUGUCGGGCUUCCGGGGAAAGCAAUCAUUGGUUUGUAUGUGUAUGUGCACACACACAUGCAUAUACACGUUUGUGUAUGUGGAAAUGCUCUGGGCAAGUGAAAUCUAUAGAAGAGUUGCCUCCUGUCUCUCGAAUCUUCCAGAGAUAUCACUUAAUUGUUAACAGCUUUUGUGUUAAUCCCCUUCAGCCCCCAGCUCUUUUAUUCUACCAUGGCUGGAGAGUUGAUACCUGCAGUCAGCCUGCCAGUGACUCUUAGUGUCUGUUUCUGACUUAUUCUUCCUGUCUCUGUCUUCCAACCCCCAAUAAUAUUUCCACCAGGGAUGCAUCAUUUUUACUCCCAGUAUUCUGUAGAGAAGGAGUCAGGAUGCUGUCUUCCCACGAAUAGUACUCAGUAACAAACCAAUUGCAUUUUAGUUGGGCAGUGCUCCCACCCACCCUCCAGAUCCCUUCCAGUUAAAACCCUUCCCCCUUCCCUCCAUGUGUUUCUCAGUUUCCCGUUUUGUUUGUUGGAUCGUUCCACUGCCCCUCCUCCUCACCCUAUCACCCUUGGAUCGUAAUGUAAAAUUCUUUUACCAUGUCAAGAAAUUAUUAAAAAUACAGGUACUUUGACCUCUUUCUAAA